CCUCUGGAUGGCAGCGAUGCAGCUGGCCGCGCUGUGGGCGCUGUGCCUGUUCCCGGGCAGCCUGGCCCUUCCCCUGCCACAGACCCAUGACGGAGGAGGCAGGAGUGAGCAGCAGCAGGAGCUGGCUCAGGACUAUCUCUCAAGAUUUUACCCAUCUAACUCAAAAUCAAAAGAUGCUAACAGUUUAGAAAUGAGACUCAAGAUAAUGCAAAAGUUCUUUCGCCUGCCUAUAACUGGAAUACUAAACCCCCACAUUAUAGAAAUAAUGAAGAAGCCCAGAUGUGGAGUGCCAGAUGUUGCAGAAUAUUCGUUGUUCCCAAAUAGACCUAGAUGGCCUUCUAAAGUGGUGACCUACAGGAUCUUGUCCUAUACUGAAGACUUAUCCCAUGUUGUGGUGAACCAGUUAGUGGCCAAGGCCUUGGACAUGUGGAGCAGAGAGAUCCCACUGAGCUUCCGGAGAGUCAGACGGGGAAAUGCUGACAUCAUGAUUGGCUUUGCCCGGGGAGCUCACGGAGACAACUAUCCCUUUGAUGGCCCAGGAAACACACUGGCCCAUGCCUUUUCCCCAGGGCAAGGCCUAGGAGGAGACGCCCACUUCGACAAGGACGAGUUCUGGACGGACGGCACAGUCAGUAUAGGGAUUAACUUUCUGAUCACCGCCACUCACGAAUUCGGCCAUUCUUUGGGUUUGGGCCACUCUUCCGACCCCAACGCAGUGAUGUACCCGACCUACAGCAAUGUGGACCCGAAGGAAUUCAAACUUUCUCAGGAUGAUAUCGACGGCAUCCAGAAGUUAUAUGGAACAAGAGAAUAAUCCCCUAAAGAAUUCGAGCUUUAGAAAGAAACACCAUCAUUCGUUGGAUCCCGUGUUACUGCUGUUCCCCAGCCAAUGCUAACGGGCAGUGCUGCCCUCCUCUGAUCUGGUCCCAAGCUGGGUCCACACACUCCUCUCUCCCGCCAGAG
This is a messenger RNA of Sorex araneus (European shrew), 963 nucleotides long. It is a transcript of the gene MMP7, whose product is annotated as matrix metallopeptidase 7. Lineage: Eukaryota; Metazoa; Chordata; Mammalia; Eulipotyphla; Soricidae. The transcript has 6 exons. Gene Ontology annotation, molecular function: metalloendopeptidase activity; zinc ion binding. The record is from RefSeq and is a predicted model, not a curated record. Gene Ontology annotation, biological process: collagen catabolic process; proteolysis; extracellular matrix organization. Bases 8 to 814 code for a protein of 268 amino acids. Gene Ontology annotation, cellular component: extracellular matrix.